AGAGCUUCAUUUGCUCGCUCUCGUUCCUUGAAUCGAUCCCCCUUCUCUUCCCUCGCAUGCUGCAGCCAGAAUUUGGCGGAAUGAAGCCACAAAAUUCGCCGUCGGAAGACAGAUUUUAGCAGAUUUUAGCUCGGAAAGUCAUGGUCGUGGAAUUGAAUGCAAUUGCUUUCUGCGCUUGAUGGGAACGUAAGUCAGGGCAGGGCAGGGCAGGGCAGGGCGGGGCGGGGAAGGGCAGCGUGACAGGGGCAUUUGAAGUUUCACGGCCGAUGGUGUCCGCUUAGAAGAAGGGGAGCAAUGGAGGAGCCCAAGUUCAGCGUUUUUGACGAAGUGAAAUUGAAGGCCGAACUGGAACGUUGUGGAAUCAAGCACCUGCACGCAGUUGCUAUCCAAUCGUACUUGCUUGCACAUAAAGAUGCAGAGCCUCAUGAAGUCCCAGAUUUGCCUAAAGCAGCUUAUCCUCUCCUUCGGUCUCACUUCAAGUCUACCACCAGCAAGUUGAAAGUUGAGCACUUUUCUUCGGACGGCACCACUGUGAAGCUUCUCAUAGAGAUGCAGAAUGGUCAGUCUGUUGAAUCUGUAAUCAUGAGGCAUGAUGCAACAGCUGGAUUGUAUGCUGGUGGCCCUAGACAAGGAUCUCCUAGGGCAACGCUCUGCGUCUCAUCACAGGUUGGCUGCCAAAUGGGGUGCACAUUUUGUGCCACAGGCACCAUGGGACUCAAAGGAAACCUCUCAGCUGGAGAGAUCGUGGAGCAAUUAGUCCAUGCUACCCGAAUAACGCCUAUACGCAACAUUGUUUUUAUGGGAAUGGGUGAACCAUUGAACAACUAUCAAGCUGUUGUGCAAGCAAUAAAGACCAUGACCGGUCACUGCUUCAGCGUAUCACCGAGCCACAUCACCCUAUCUACUGUGGGUGUCAUACCUCGAAUUUUGUCUUUGGCUACUGAUUUACCUGGGGUUAAUUUGGCGCUUUCUCUACACGCCCCGACUCAAGAGCUUCGGUGCCAGAUUGUGCCAGCAGCUAGAGCCUACAAUCUCGUGAAGUUAAUGGCUGCAGUGGACUCCUACAUUGGAGCAAGUAAGCGCAAGGUAUUCAUUGAGUAUAUCAUGAUCGGGGACGUCAAUGACUCCGAAGAACUCGCACAUCAAGUCGGUGCACUCCUGCAGGACCGACAAGUGGUUCUGAAUCUCAUUCCCUACAACCCGACUUUAACCAAGGCUGAUUACAAAGCCAGCCGUGAAGAGAGUAUCCACUCAUUUCAAAAAAUCAUUCGGGAGGUGUACAACGUAAGAGCAAUAGUUCGCAGAGAGAUGGGGCAGGACAUAGCCGGUGCUUGUGGUCAGCUAGCAAUUGGGGAAUACAAGAAGGAUUCAAGUCAUCCUCAAAAAGCAAGCACCGAUCUUCCUGAUAUCGAAGAGUUGUUUACUGCUUCUGUAAGGAAACCCUGAAAUAAAUCACGUCACACUUACGCAUGUCGCUGUUGUUUCGGGUACACGUGCUCGUUAGUCCUGUUUUACCGUGCCGAAUGUGUACCACCAUCGUUUCAGGCAUUCGAAUGGCCACUUGCCCACA
Marchantia polymorpha subsp. ruderalis is the source of this 1570-nucleotide messenger RNA. The record is from the annotation of a GenBank genome assembly. NCBI's taxonomy places the organism in Eukaryota, Viridiplantae, Streptophyta, Marchantiopsida, Marchantiales, Marchantiaceae.